Capronia coronata CBS 617.96 is the source of this 1011-nucleotide messenger RNA. RefSeq lists its product as uncharacterized. The transcript has a single exon. The coding region runs from base 1 to 1011 and encodes 336 amino acids. The record is from RefSeq and is a predicted model, not a curated record. Lineage: Eukaryota; Fungi; Ascomycota; Eurotiomycetes; Chaetothyriales; Herpotrichiellaceae.
AUGGCAACUGUAUCCGUCCAUGCUUUGAGCGCAGGCUCUUUGACGCUGCCUGAACGAUUCUUUGUCACACCUGCCGAUCCAGCAGUUGGACACAGCGUACCCUCGCUCUCGUUCUUGAUUCAGCACAAAGACAGCUCGGCGAAUGUCACACGGAUUCUAUUUGACCUAGGUCUUCGGCGGGAUCUCGGACUUUAUCCUUCCCCUGUACAGAAGCAUUGCGAGUCACGUCGACCGUUGACUACUCGACCCGACGUCGUCGCAUCUCUGGCGGCGGGAGGUCUUGUUGUGGGCGACAUUGAUUUGGUCAUUUUCAGCCAUAUUCAUUUCGACCACGUGGGUAUGCCUCGCGAGUUUACGCACCCAACCCAAUUUCUCGUCGGGCCUGGCUCUCUCGACCUUUUGAGUGGCAAGCUGAGUCUUGACAUUGGCAGCCACAAUGCCUUCGAGCCUGAUCUCCUGCCCCUUGACAGAACGGUCGAGCUACACUCUCCUCUACAAUCUUUGUCCACAAAGUUGCCUUCUACCGAGCUCGAUGGUGCAGAUGGUUCUCCUGGAGCAAGUAAAUCUUUCUUGUGGAACAGGCCAUUGGUCUGGACGCCUUUCGACCGAUUUCCUCAUACCAUCGACCUAUUCGGCGACGGUACCGUGUUGAUUGUAAAUGCCCCGGGGCAUCUUCCGGGCCACAUAAACCUGCUUUGUAGAGUGGCUUCUACAAAAUACGUCUACCUAGCUGGCGACUCCUGCCAUGAUGUCCGCCUCCUCACGGGCGAAAAGGAUAUUGCCAUGUGGACCGACGACAGAGGCAAGAGUUGUUGCAUACAUGCAGAUAUUCCCAGGACCAAGGAGACUUUAGCUCGUAUACGCGAGGUUCGGACCAAUGGCUUACGUAUGGAAAAAGACGAAUUGGAUGGAGAGGAACAAGUCGCAGAAGUCGAGCUUGUUUUUGCGCAUGACUGGAUGUGGGAGGAAGACGCUAACAGAAGAGGCAGGUUCUGGCCUGGCAGCUUGUGA